GGCCACAGCCGCCCGCGGGGACCGCCCAUCCUGGGUGCGGUGUGGCUUAGUGCGGCAACCUGCAGAGCCCCGCUAGCUAAAAAAGUAAUUUCAGAUUGGACAAAUUCAGACCAAUAGGGAAGACAGACACAAACAAAUAAAAAAGAAAUCACAAUUCUGAGUGGUGGAGGAAACACAAUGCUUGGUGAAGAUCAGGAACCAAGGUCCUACUAUGUGGGUGUGGACGUUGGAACUGGCAGUGUCCGCGCGGCUCUGGUGGACCAGAAGGGCAUCCUUUUGGCUUUUGCAGACCAGCCAAUUUACAAGUGGGAGCCUCAGUUCAACCACCAUGAGCAGUCCUCUGAGGACAUCUGGACCGCGUGCUGUGUUGUCACAAAGAAAGUUGUACAAGGGAUCGAUUUAAACCAAAUUCGAGGGCUUGGAUUUGAUGCCACAUGUUCUCUGGUUGUUUUGGAUAAGCAGUUUCAACCUUUACCAGUAAACUUUGAAGGAGAUUCCCAUCGAAACAUCAUCAUGUGGCUGGACCACCGAGCAGUCAGUCAGGUCCACAGGAUCAACGAAACCAAGCAUAGUGUCCUGCAGUAUGUCGGGGGUGUGAUGUCUGUGGAAAUGCAGGCCCCGAAGCUCCUGUGGCUAAAGGAGAACUUGAGAGAGACUUGCUGGGAUAAGGCGGGACAUUUCUUUGAUCUCCCAGACUUCUUAUCGUGGAAGGCAACAGGUGUCACAGCACGGUCUCUCUGUUCUCUGGUGUGCAAAUGGACGUACUCAGCAGAGAGAGGCUGGGAUGACAGUUUCUGGAAGAUGAUUGGUUUGGAAGACUUUGUUGCAGAUAAUUACAGCAAAAUAGGAAACCAAGUGCUGCCUCCUGGAGCUUCUCUUGGAAAUGGGCUCACACCAGAGGCUGCGAAAGACCUUGGCCUUCCUCCUGGAAUUGCAGUAGCAGCCUCACUUAUAGAUGCCCAUGCAGGAGGACUAGGAGUGAUUGGAGCAGAUGUGAGGGGGCACGGCCUCGCCUGUGAGGGACAGCCAGUGACGUCACGGUUGGCUGUCAUCUGUGGAACAUCUUCUUGUCACAUGGGGAUCAGCAAAGACCCAAUUUUUGUACCAGGCGUCUGGGGCCCUUAUUUCUCAGCUAUGGUUCCUGGGUUCUGGCUGAAUGAAGGUGGGCAGAGUGUUACUGGAAAAUUGAUAGACCACAUGGUGCAGGGCCAUGCUGCCUUUCCUGAACUACAAGCCAAGGCCACAGCCAGAUGCCAGAGUGUAUAUGCAUAUUUGAACAGUCACCUGGAUCUAAUUAAGAAGGCUCAGCCUGUGGGUUUCCUCACUGUUGAUUUACAUGUUUGGCCAGAUUUCCAUGGCAACCGGUCUCCCUUAGCAGAUCUGACACUAAAGGGCAUGGUCACCGGAUUGAAACUGUCUCAGGACCUCGAUGAUCUCGCCAUUCUCUACCUGGCCGCAGUUCAAGCCAUUGCUUUUGGAACUCGCCUCAUUAUAGAAGCCAUGCAGGGAGCAGGGCACUCAAUCAGCACUCUUUUCCUGUGUGGAGGCCUGAGCAAGAAUCCCCUUUUUGUGCAAAUGCAUGCAGACAUUACUGGCAUGCCUGUCGUCCUGUCGCAAGAGGUGGAGUCUGUUCUUGUGGGCGCUGCUAUUCUGGGUGCCUGUGCCUCGGGGGAUUUCGCUUCUGUACAGGAGGCAAUGGCAAGAAUGAGCAAAGUUGGGAAAGUUGUGUUUCCCAGACUUGAGGAUAAAAGAUAUUAUGACAAGAAAUAUCAAGUAUUCCUGAAGCUGGUUGAACACCAGAAGGAGUAUGCAGCAAUCAUGAAAGGGGACUGACAAAGCUUACAGGUCCAAUGCCAGAAGGUUCUGAGUUAUUGCAUCAGGGACUCUGUCAUUUCAUCUUAUAUUCAAGACCCUUUAGGUAUCAUUUUAUCAUUUCUGUAUUGUCUUUUAAUAAAGAAACAAAGACAUGUGUAACUAGAACUAGAGGCCUCCAUUUCAACAUACUACCAUUUCAAAAUAACAAAACAUGAUGGCUAAAAGCCAUCAGGUGGCAGUUUCCACAGGCCCUAUCAUGGAGACAGACAUCUCACAUGGGAUCUCCGAUGGGACUUGACCUUGGGGAUCAUUCAGUCCAGGAGAAACUUAUAUUUGUUAAUUGAUUCAAGGUCAUCCAUUAAAUGAAAGGCUUAUAGUGAUUUAGGUAGGACAUCUAAUGUUUAUUCUAUAGGGACUAAAAGCUUGUUGUUAGCUUUUCAUUUGAAAAUACUUUCAAACUUACAGAAAAGAUACAAGAAUAGGAAUUAUACAAAGAACACUCCAGUAUCUAACUUUUACCUUUUAGCAUUUACCUCAUUUGCUUUAUUAUAUUUGUACAUUCUCCAUGUGUAUGUAAGUAUAUACACAUAAAUUUUUAUGAGUCCUUUGAGGGUAAAUUUCAGUAGACUUAACUUUUAUAUAGCACUUUUAUUUAAGCUGCCGUUCAUAUUCCGGUUUUGUCAGUAACUCAAUAACAUCCUUUAUGGUGUUUUUUUUCUUCUUCCUGUACAGGAUACAGUCUAGAAUCAGAUAUUGCAUUUAAUUGCAAAAUUGUCAUCUUGCAGUCAUCAUAUUAAAGAUAGGUACAGGCAGGAAUCAUCAAUGGAUCCAAGAGAGAAUUUUGAUGAGUAAUAGGAUGUAUGCAUGCAUGUUCUUAAAAUGUUUCUUAGUUACAGGAGGAAAAAGAAUGUUAACUAUACAGGGAAGAAAUAGGACAACACCUUCUUGGGUGAUCGAAAUUAACUUCAGGUGGGCAGAUGGACAUCAUGUGCCUCCAGAUGUGAUAGCCUGAGAAGGACACAGCAUCAUUCUGGCUGGAGAUAUAUAACCUGAAUCUAAGCUAAAGAAACAUCAGACAAACUCAAAAUGGGCAGCAUUCUAUUUUUUUUAAUGAAUUAUAUAUUCUUCAAAAAUGUCUAUGUUAUAAAGAAAAUGCAAGGCUAUGGAAAGUUUCCAGAUUAAAGGAAACUAAUGAAA
This is a messenger RNA of Pteropus alecto (black flying fox), 3012 nucleotides long. It is a transcript of the gene FGGY, whose product is annotated as FGGY carbohydrate kinase domain containing. Bases 178 to 1833 code for a protein of 551 amino acids. Gene Ontology annotation, biological process: carbohydrate metabolic process. Lineage: Eukaryota; Metazoa; Chordata; Mammalia; Chiroptera; Pteropodidae. The transcript has 17 exons. Gene Ontology annotation, molecular function: kinase activity; phosphotransferase activity, alcohol group as acceptor. The record is from RefSeq and is a predicted model, not a curated record.